This is a messenger RNA of Notolabrus celidotus (New Zealand spotty), 6610 nucleotides long. It is a transcript of the gene stxbp5a, whose product is annotated as syntaxin binding protein 5a (tomosyn). The record is from RefSeq and is a predicted model, not a curated record. Bases 423 to 3797 code for a protein of 1124 amino acids. The transcript has 26 exons. Lineage: Eukaryota; Metazoa; Chordata; Actinopteri; Labriformes; Labridae. Gene Ontology annotation, cellular component: SNARE complex; plasma membrane; cytoplasm. Gene Ontology annotation, molecular function: myosin II binding; GTPase activator activity; syntaxin binding. Gene Ontology annotation, biological process: regulation of exocytosis; regulation of protein secretion.
CGCAAGAGCGUCAUCAUCCUCAGCAGCAGCAACACCACCACCACUGCGCUGCGUUUCCGCCUUGGCUGAGCGGCGCAGGGGAGGGAAGCCGUGAAGAAGACACGAAGCCACUGAGGAGACGCAGUGUUGGGCACAGCACACACUCCGAGCAAAAAAAUUGCACCAACGCGGCAACAACCCCCAGCACUUCUUCUCCAAAGAUUCUUAACGCCAAGAAGCGACCCGUGGUGUGGUGCGCGCCAGAGCCUUCCAGCAUGGAGACUGCGCACUAAAACACACACGGAGACAAGCACUAAAAUGUGAGAUUUACAGAGGAGAUCACCAGAGAGCGAGAGCGCGUGUAUGUGUGUGCGUGUGUGGAAGAGAAAAGUGGCUACCCCCUUUUAUCUUUUGCGGGUGAUAUCAAAUUCUGCAGUGAGAAAAUGAAGAAGUUUAACAUCAGGAAGGUGCUGGACGGCUUGAAAGAGGUGUCCUCCUCCACCCCGUCUGUCCAAGUGGGGCCACAGGAGAACCAUCUGAUCCCGGAGACCAUCCAGUCCGAGCAUUUCCAGCUCUGCAAGACUGUCCGUCAUGGCUUCCCCUAUCAGCCUUCGUCCAUGGCUUUCGACCCCGUGCAGAAGAUUCUGGCCAUCGGCACCCAGAGCGGUGCUCUUAGAUUGUUUGGUCGUCCAGGUGUGGAGUGUUACUGUCAGCACGAGAGUGGAGCAGCCGUCAUCCAGCUACAGUUUCUCAUCAACGAGGGAGCGCUGGUGAGUGCUCUGGCUGACGACAGUGUUCACCUGUGGAACCUGAGGCAGAAGAGACCGGCCAUACUCCAUUCCCUCAAAUUCAACAGAGAGAGAAUAACUUUCUGCCACCUGCCCUUCCAGAGUAAAUGGUUGUACAUCGGCACAGAACGAGGGAACAUCCACAUCGUCAACGUGGAGUCCUUUACGCUCUCAGGCUACGUCAUCAUGUGGAACAAAGCCAUCGAACUGUCGUCCAAGGCUCACCCCGGACCAGUUGUCCACAUAAGUGACAACCCCAUGGAUGAGGGAAAGCUUAUAAUUGGAUUUGAGUCUGGGAUCGUGGUCCUGUGGGAUCUGAAAUCAAAGAAGGCUGACUAUCGCUACACUUAUGAUGAGGCAAUCCACUCGGUUGCCUGGCACCAUGAGGGGAAGCAGUUCAUUUGCAGUCACUCAGACGGGACUCUGACCAUAUGGAACGUCAGAGGGACGGGCAAGCCCAUACAGACAAUCACCCCGCAUGGAAAACAGCCCAAGGACGGGAAGAAGCCAGAGCCUUGUAAACCCAUUCUGAAAGUGGAGUACAAAACCACAAGAAUUGGAGAACCCUUCAUAAUCCUCUCUGGUGGUCUUUCCUACGACACGGUGGGCCGGCGGCCAUGUUUGACCGUAAUGCACGGGAAGAGUACUGCAGUGCUGGAGAUGGACUAUCCUAUAGUAGACUUCCUCACACUAUGUGAGACACCGUACCCUAAUGAUUUUCAGGAACCUUAUGCCGUGGUGGUCCUUCUAGAAAAGGAUUUAGUGGUGAUCGACCUUGCACAAAAUGGUUACCCCAUAUUCGAGAACCCCUAUCCUCUGACUAUCCACGAGUCUCCUGUGACCUGCUGCGAGUACUUUGCCGACUGCCCUGUGGACCUCAUACCUGCACUUUACUCUGUUGGCUCGCGGCAGAAACGACAGGGAUACAGCAAAAAGGAGUGGCCUAUUAGUGGUGGAAACUGGGGUCAAGGCACACAAAGCUACCCAGAGAUCAUCAUCACUGGGCAUGCUGAUGGAACUGUGAAGUUCUGGGAUGCCUCUGCAAUAAUGCUUCAGGUGCUCUAUAAGCUGAAAACAGCCAAGGUGUUUGACAGAAACCGCUCCAAGGAGGAGAAGGGCAGCACCGAGGUGUCAGAUGAAGACCCUUUUGCUAUUCAGAUCAUGGCCUGGUGCCCUGAGAGCCGGAUGCUGUGUGUGGCCGGGGUGUCAGCCAACAUUAUCAUCUACCGUUUCAGCAAGCUAGAAGUCACUACUGAAGUGGUACAGCUGCUAGAAGUGCGAAUGCAGUAUGAGCUGAACGACAUAGAGUCCCCAGACGGCGGAGGAGGAGGAGAGCAGACGUCGGCGCAUCCCACGCCAGGCGCCUCCCCUCAGACGAGCGGCCCGCCUUCGCACCCCUCCACCAGCAGCAACAACUCUGAUGGAGGCAGCAUCCCCUGCCUCAAAGUGCGCAGUACUCCUCUGAAGCAGUCUCCAGGUUACCAGGUGGAUCUGGUGGUCCAGUUAGUGUGGGUGGGUGGAGAGCCCCCUCAGCCCAUCACAAGUCUGGCGCUCAAUUCCUCCUACGGCCUUGUGGUGUUUGGCAACAGUAACGGUCUGGCAGUUGUGGACUACAUCCAGAAGACAGUAGUACUAAACCUGGGGACAGUUGAGCUUUACGGCUCCAAUGACCCCUACCAGAGACAGCCGCGCUCGCCAAGAAAGACACGGCAGCCUUCUGGAGGUCUGUGUGACAUCAACGAAGGCUCAGCGACGUCAGAGGACCGCUGCAAGUCCCCCACUUCAGCAAAGAUGUCACGGAAAUUAAGCUUGCCUACUGAGCUAAAGCCAGACUUGGUCCUCCUGUCUGUAUGCCCGACGCGGGGUUCCAACCCAUUAGACCACCGGGACAAUUCUUUCAGCCGCUCGCGCUCCUCCAGCGUCACCAGCAUUGACAAGGAGGCUCGAGAGGCCAUCAGCUGCUUCCAGUUCUGCGAGACAUUCGCCCGGAAGGGGGACAGCACUUUGACGCCCUGUGUGUAUGUGGGCACCACCCUGGGCACUGUGCUGGCUCUAGCUCUUACAUUGCCUCCUGCUGGGGAGCAACGGCAAUUGCAGCCAGUUAUCGCUUCACCCACAGGCAUGUUGGUACGACUAAAGGGGAGCAACAUGCGAAUGGCUUUCCUGGACUCCUCAGGUGCCCUGAUGCAACCUGCACACGAGCCUUGGUUUGAACCCAACGUAACAGCAGAUGGCGAAGAAAGAGAGAAGGUCCGAAAGCGCCGUCCCGUCUCAGUGUCCCCUUCAACCUCGCAGGACCUCAAUGAGUGCCAGUAUGCGGUGGUGUGUUCAGAGAAACAGGCCAAAGUCAUUUCCCUCCCCUCCCAGACCUGCAUCUAUAAACACAGCAUCACAGAGACCUCCUUCAUCCUGCGGGCAGAUGUGGUGCAGAUGAGCCAAGGCGUGUGUGUGGCAUGUUUCUGUGCCAAUGGACACAUUAUGACCCUCAGUGUCCCCGGGCUGAGGCCACUCUUGGAUGUAAACUACUUGCCUUUGACGGACAUGCGGAUAGCCAGGACGUUCUGCUUCACUAACCUGGGUCAGGCCAUGUACCUCUGCUCCCCCACUGAGAUCCAAAGGAUCACCUACAGCCUGGACAUCUGUGAAAACCUACAGGAGAUGCUGGGGGAACUUUUUACACCAGUGGAGACACCAGAGGCACCAAACAGGGGGUUCUUCAAAGGUCUCUUCGGGGGCGGAGCACAGUCACUGGACAGAGAGGAGCUAUUCGGUGAGAUAUCAGCUGGGAAAGCAUCUCGAAGUCUCGCCCAGCACAUCCCAGGCCCUGGUGGCAUCGAGGGCAUGAAGGGGGCGGCUUCCGGUGUUGUUGGAGAUCUGGCACGCGCCCGGAUAGCUCUGGACGAAAGAGGCCAGAAGCUUGGGGAGCUGGAUGAGAGGACGGCUGCCAUGAUGGCCAGUGCAGAUUCCUUUUCCAAACAUGCCCACGAUAUGAUGCUGAAGUGCAAAGACAAAAAAUGGUAUCAGUUCUGAUUCGUGACGGGUGAGGAGCAGAGCUUCACAGACACUACGGUCACCUUCCGCCCAGCUUAUUUGGACUCGACGUGAACCCUCCCACCCGUUCAUCCAUAUGUCCAUUCAUCCAUCCCUCCAAGCCUUCUUCGCUGGGACACUUGGGAUACCCUUCCCUAGCACAAUGUUGAUACUGUUCUUACCUCAGUCUAAGGGUGGAACUGAGGGGUGGACAGGGGAGAAGGACAACCUCAAAGGAGAGCAAAUAAAAUUGUGUCUUUUUUUACGUUCUCGUCUCUUCGUUUAUCUCUAAUUCAGCCUCUCCUCGGAGGUAGCCGCCUGGCACACGCACCUGGAGACCCUUCAUGCUCAUUUGCCAAAAUGUCCUUUACUGUCGUCCACGCCCCGAGCCCACUGGGGCCAGAACUCAAAAUUGACAAACACAGCUGAAAAAAGACAAAAACCUUACGAGGAAAUAGACUAUAAAAAAUUCUUGAAAUGUAAAAAGAAGGAAAAAGAAUCUAAAUACAUCAUUAUAUAUACAUAAAUCUAAUAAAUGUGCAACGCUGUAUCCACUUCCGAGUGAAAAGUACUAACGCAAAAGGAUAACUCCGUGACGGAACAGGAAGGAAGUGCUGCGACAGUGACGCCUUCUCUAUGCAGAGAGUCACAGGGAUUAAAGCGACAUACUUUGAUGUAAACCGGAUACUUCACUCUAGACUCUCCUCUGUAUCUUACAGACGUUCAUAUCGUUACCAACAGUGUGUGUGUGUGUGUGCGUGUGUGUUAAUUUCUAUUUUCUUGCCAUUCCUCUAUUUGUUAUUUGUUGGGUUUUUUGCUCUGUCUGUUCUGUAUUACUGGAAAAUCUCUUAUUUUUCUAUUGUUGUGAAAGUGGAUGAUGUUUGGUUUGUUGAAAAAAUCUGUUUUGUGGCUUUUGUCUAACAACUCGAUUUAUUUUCUCCUUAUGAAAAGGGCUGGAAUCUUAAAGGAGGGCAAGGAUAUAAAAGGCAUAUAUCAUUUAGUAAUCACAGACAUGGCAUCAUCGGAUUCCCUGAAUCUGAAAUCUUGGACGUAUAGUGUGACUUUAUUAUUUAUCACUGAUUGAUCUGUAUGAUGCUAACUGCCUCAUUUGACCUCUUAUCUCAGAAGCUUCCUCAGUUUGGUUCAUUCUCUAAGUGUGACUUCAGACACUGAUGAUGUGAUCAGUGUGGGAGUUUUACAAGUUUCCACAUCAGAUUGCAACACAUGGGUAGAAAUAUUCUUGUGUAUUCAUAUAUGCAGGAGAACAGAAAUAUGAACGUGUAAACCUUUAAAGGCAUACAUCAGAAACACAUUUACGUUAUUUUUGAUUGUCUGUAUGAGAACGACGUCUGUGUGUUUUCCUUGUUGAUAUUUAUUUAUUUAUUGAGGUGCAAGAAACAGUUGUGUUUGGUGUCAGAAACCUCCAUGAUUAUCUCGUUUCUACUCCCAUGUUUGCGGUAAAGCUCAAAUGUGGUGUAUCUCUCUGUCUACCAGGCUUUUAAACCUUUAUUUGUAUAUAAGUAAAUAGUUUGACAAUCUAAGACCAACUGGAACGUAAAAAAUGUUGAGGUUGCUCCGGAGAGCGACAGAAGAGGAGAGAGGCCAUAUUUUUUCUGACACCAAAGAGUUGCUUUUAGCUUUUCCAUUGCAUUAUUGUUUGACCUGCCGAUCUCGAUCGCAGACCGUGAUAUAUAGUGUAACAGCUUCUUACAUGGAGUGCAGACCCAGGAUCAGAUCCAUUUGGGAUUAUUAUCAACUUCAGCAUAAUUCAGAGUUCAAGAGAUGGAGCAAGUUGCAAUGGAGCGCAGCCAUUUAUAGUACUGUUGUAUCACAUUAUGUCAUCAAAUGUAACAUUUGGACUAAUGUUUAAUGUUUCAAGUGGCCUAACUGUUGGUGAAUAAGAGACAACCUGAACCAUUCCACUACAGCUCAGACGCAACAAUAUUUACUGUAUUCAUCCAUGUGUGAGAGUGUGUGCGUGUGUGUGGGAAUGUGUGUGUUUGAAUGUCUCUGUGUCCGUCAGGGUGUGUUCAAGUAAUUUAAUUUAACUAUUAGUUCUUGGUUGUUUAAUAAUUGAUGUUGAUGUCUUAGCCUCACCUGUCUGUGUCCAGUCGAGUGUAUGUCACACUAACUAAAGCCACCGAUGUGGAUAAAAAGAACAAAAUAGGAUAACGAGCAUAAGAGGAUGACCUCUGAAUUCCAGUUUUAUUUCACUUGCACAUUUUCAGUCUUGGCACAUUGCUUCGACUCUCCUUGCCUUUGUCCUCUGAAUUCUUUCUUCCUUCAGUGAGUCUUUCCCAGACUCUGCUGGUUUCGCAGCUACAAAUAUGGCCUUCUUUGUGUUAGUAUGCAUCGUAGUGUGGUAGCUCUGUCUUCUCCUCUCGACCAACUUCAGGAAAAUUGACAAGUUUUAGCUAGAGGUCAUCCCCCCAGAAACCUGUUCAGUGUCUUUCCCUCUGACCCGUCUGUUAAGUUUAUGUCUGUUUUCUUUUUUUCAAUGUUCUACUUGUUUUUUUCUCCAUCUCUGUGUGAUUUCUUUCUUGUCCGUACACUACUGUAUGCAGUAUUCUUCCCGAUAUGAUCCACAUGCUCAAACAACAAGAUGGAGUUCUGUCUGUCUGCCAUUCGCCAUCUUCUGUUCUGGAUUCAAGUUAUCAGUGGGUUGCAGUAUUUUUCUCAUUGUAGCCAAUUUUUCUUGUACAGUUUUAUGCAACUUUCACAUGGAUGUUUAUGACUUUAUCUGCUGCCACAAAAGUUUAGAAAUUAUGUAGAUAGAGAUUACUGUGCAAUGGAAAAUAAAGGUGGAAAAUGUA